This is a messenger RNA of Hyphopichia burtonii NRRL Y-1933, 960 nucleotides long. RefSeq lists its product as uncharacterized. Bases 1 to 960 code for a protein of 319 amino acids. The transcript has a single exon. The record is from RefSeq and is a predicted model, not a curated record. Gene Ontology annotation, biological process: lipid droplet organization; lipid storage; phospholipid biosynthetic process. Lineage: Eukaryota; Fungi; Ascomycota; Pichiomycetes; Serinales; Debaryomycetaceae. Gene Ontology annotation, cellular component: endoplasmic reticulum membrane.
AUGGCUCCUAUUGCAAAAGAUAAGAUAAGCGAAGAUGGAAGGAGCAAUUCUGAUAAGUACGCGGAGCAUUUUGAAGUUUUGAAUCAGUAUUCAGAGAAAAUAAGGCAAACGUUACGUCUCAGUAUUCUUGAGGUUGCUUUUAUAGUCCUGUUCAUUUUUAACUUUAUUGUUGCAAGAAUUCUUCAUUACACUUCCCAGGAAGAAGAAGUAUAUAAUUACUAUAACGAUAAACGAAACUUGUUGAAUCAAUUGUUUGUUAAGAAAGGUUGGGGAUGGACUACACUUAUAAUUCUUAUAUUUUAUGGGAUUGUAAUUAAGCAAUCCAAAACCAAUAAGAUUCAAAUAGUGAAGAAUGCGGGUAUUAGGUAUUUGCUCGUUACCGGAUGGUGGAUUCUUUUCACUCAGUGGUGUUUUGGCUUACCAAUCAUGGAUAGAAUCUUCAUAUGGACUGGAGGUAAAUGCACUAAUAUCGAUUCGAAUAAGUUAAAAGCAUUCAAGGGAGUUACCAAAAUCUUCACUUUAUUGAGCACCACUCCACAAGAGUCUGGUGCCAUCUAUGAAUCUACUGGUGUUACUUCGUACACCUGUCGCCGUUUGAAAGGCCAAUGGAGUGGAGGCCACGAUCCAUCGGGGCACGUAUUCCUAUUGGUCCACUCUUCAUUGUACUUAUUCUUUGAGGCAGCACCGUAUUUCCAUACGGUUGGCGAGUUCUGGAAGGAUUUGAAAAAAAUCAUGCUGGUUGUCAGACAUGACCAAGCCCAAUUCAAGAACAGCAUUUCCCAGUUCAUCUCGAAACACCCAUACUUCGGGGUGGUUUCUUUGAUCUCGUUGUGGUGGUAUAUGCUAUUCAUGACCAACAUGUACUUCCACCUGAGUGCUGAGAAAUCAGUAGGGUUGAUGUUUGGGUAUUUCGGUGCCUUGGGUGUGUUUUACUUACCAAGAUGGUUACAAAGUCAAUAG